Messenger RNA from Closterium sp. NIES-65, 837 nucleotides. Lineage: Eukaryota; Viridiplantae; Streptophyta; Zygnematophyceae; Desmidiales; Closteriaceae. The record is from the annotation of a GenBank genome assembly.
AUGUGUGCUCACUGUUACUCCCCUCUCCUGCAUGAUGCGCGGAACAGUGCUAGGACCGCGCACAUGGCGGUUGACGGGAAACCAUUGCCUCAUCUAGGCCUCCACCUCUCCCAGUUCGUCUGCAACAGCAACCCCAAGCCUGUGGCGGGCCCGCUUUCUCUGCGUUCCGUCCAGGGCCGUUGGCUUCAAGGUUCUUCGUGUCAGUCAGUCAGUAUGGGCGGUGCUCUCUCCCCCUCGUCGCUGCUCAAGACCAGCUCUCUGCCCGUGCUUCCCUCCAACGUCGUUCUUCAUCCGGCCGCUCCCAGCACGGACUCAUCGCUCGUCUCCACGCGCUGCGACUGCACCAUCCACCCCGCCUCCUCGUCUCUCAACCCCAUCGCCGUCAUUUCCUCUCCCUCCCGCCUUCAGCGCCGUCUUUACUAUUGGGAUGCCGCGUGCCAUGGUAGCAGUCCCCGCCGGCCUACUCUCGUGCGCACGCAGUCGUGCGCAACGCCGUCCGUCGCCGUCGAGCUCGCCUGCGAGCAGUCGUGCACGUCAUCGCCGUCGUGCCGCCGGACGCUCUCCUGCCCGCAGUGGGCUGCUCCCAGCGCACCACGCGGGGCCGCGGCAGAGCCUGCUGCUGUAACGACGCGAGCCUGCGAGUCGCAAGCGGCUCCUGUUGCUCCCAGUGCGGCUCGUAUGCGCGUGGCUCGAGAGGAAGUCAACUCCAAAGCCCCGUCGGCGUCGUCGACUCGCCACGGGCCCCCGUGCGUGGACGUGCGUCGCGCCGAUGAGUCCGUGUUUCACUGGGCCGCGCGCACGCGGAUUCAGCGGGCGCAAGCCGCACUCGCCGAUUGA